Messenger RNA from Pangasianodon hypophthalmus (striped catfish), 3720 nucleotides. It is a transcript of the gene gnb4a, whose product is annotated as guanine nucleotide binding protein (G protein), beta polypeptide 4a. Gene Ontology annotation, biological process: G protein-coupled receptor signaling pathway. Gene Ontology annotation, molecular function: signaling receptor complex adaptor activity; protein binding. Gene Ontology annotation, cellular component: heterotrimeric G-protein complex; cytoplasm. The transcript is spliced from 10 exons. The record is from RefSeq and is a predicted model, not a curated record. NCBI's taxonomy places the organism in Eukaryota, Metazoa, Chordata, Actinopteri, Siluriformes, Pangasiidae. The coding region runs from base 268 to 1290 and encodes 340 amino acids.
UGCUCCAAUAUCAGUAUGGGUGUGGUGGUAAUCCCGGUAUGAAUUGGUCAGAUUCGCGUCAAAAUUUGGCGCCUGCGGCCUUGUUGUUUUUCUGGACAUAACAAACGACACACACAAAAAUGAGCGAAUUACAUUUUUAAAGCAAUCUACUAAAGCAUGACUAGGAACUGACGGAAGGUCUGGCGGAUCUUGAGAGCUAUCAACAGUAGGCCUGCGUGUUUAUCAGCGUGAGAAGUGAAGCGGGAGUGAAACCCUCAGCGGAGGAUCAUGAGCGAGCUGGAGCAGUUGCGGCAGGAGGCCGAGCAGCUGCGCAAUCAGAUCCGAGAUGCCAGGAAAGCAUGCAGCGAUUCCAGUUUGUCCCAGAUCACAGCUGGGCUGGACUCGGUGGGGAGGAUCCAGAUGCGCACGAGACGAACCCUGCGGGGCCAUUUAGCCAAAAUCUACGCCAUGCACUGGGCUACUGAUUCCAGGCUACUAGUGAGCGCAUCUCAAGAUGGAAAACUCAUCAUAUGGGACAGCUACACAACAAACAAGAUCCACGCCAUUCCUCUGCGCUCGUCCUGGGUCAUGACGUGUGCCUACGCUCCAUCUGGGAACUACGUGGCCUGCGGAGGCCUGGACAACAUUUGCUCCAUCUACAGCCUGAAGACCCGUGAGGGCAACGUCAGGGUCACCAGAGAACUACCCGGGCACACAGGUUAUUUGUCGUGCUGUCGUUUCUUGGAUGAUAGCCAGAUAGUCACCAGCUCUGGAGACACCACAUGUGCUCUGUGGGACAUAGAGACCGGUCAGCAGGCCACCAUCUUCUCUGGCCACAGCGGAGACGUGAUGAGUCUCUCUCUGAGCCCGGACUCCAGGAGCUUCGUAUCGGGAGCCUGCGAUGCCACCUCCAAGCUCUGGGACAUCCGAGACGGCAUGUGCAGGCAGUCCUUUACCGGUCACGUCUCCGACAUCAACGCCGUUUGUUUCUUCCCAAAUGGGAAUGCAUUUGCAACCGGCUCAGACGACGCCACGUGUCGCCUGUUCGAUCUGCGUGCUGAUCAGGAGCUCAUGAUGUACUCUCACGACAACAUCAUCUGCGGCAUCACGUCUGUGGCUUUCUCUAAGAGCGGCCGCCUGCUCCUCGCCGGCUACGACGACUUCAACUGCAACGUGUGGGACACGCUGAAGGGAGAACGCGCAGGCGUUUUGGCCGGACACGACAACAGGGUGAGUUGUUUAGGCGUGACCAACGACGGCAUGGCUGUGGCCACUGGCUCAUGGGACAGCUUCCUCAGGAUAUGGAACUGACCUGAUUGGGCAGGACUGGAGAUUGAUGCGCCACUCUGACCAAUCACAGUCACUGUAGCGGCCUGCUUCCACAGAGGAACCCUUUCCCCUUCUUUUAUCCUUCCUUUUCCAGGUGAUCUUCUCUUACUAGAUCCUUUCCCUUUGGCCACGGCGCCAGUCCCACUUCCGGUUUCCAGAGGACGAGCGAGGCAGAGCUCUGGACUCUCUAUCUCUCUCACUUUAUCUUUUCCUCUCUAUCUGUCUUUCUCUCUGUCUCUGUCUAUGGCCUCCUAAUCUGAAAAUCUUAAAGAAUAGACUGUCGUGUAUAUACCAUUUGCUAUUCUCUGUGCUUGUAUGUGAAAUGUACACACUUGCAGUGUUUGGAUGUUGUGCGAAAUUUUUACGGUGGGUGUGUUGGUCGUCCUGAUCGUGUUUUCCUUUUCCCGAUUACGGAUUUUUCUAUGAUUUCAUGUAGUUCUCGCCGGCAACACACACACACACACACACACACACACACACACACACACACGCAGAGGCACUGCCAGCAGUUUGGACUCCUCCAUGAACAAGCUGACCCGCUGUGCGGUUUUUAGGUGCUGAAGUCGACCCGUGCCGCUCAUGGGUCUGUGUUAGAUGUUUGAAGUGUCAGUUUAGGUGAAGGAGCACGUGAGGUGUGUUGGAGAGCAUCAUAUGAUACUUUAAUGCCUUCGUGAUAUGGUCAUUCAGGGCAUUAGUCUGCCUUGGAGCCUCCUGCUCUGCCAUUGUGCCCAUCACGUGUGGAUAGUAUUCGCUCGCCGCUCCAUCGUGUUGAAGGAUUUAACAUUACAGACACUUUAGAUUCUGUCUGUAUUACACUUGUAGUACCAGUAUUGGUCAUGUAUGGCAGAAAAAAGAACCUCAUGAGUAGGCGAUAUGGGUGAUAAGAUAUUGAUAUUGUGAUAUAUUAACAUCAUGUUGGUGUGUUUUUGACUCCAUUGUUAAUCACAAUAAUGUUUCAUUGGCACUUUGUGAGCAAAACUAAAAAGCAUGUACAUACUGUGUAAAAUGUGUGAGAUUUUUACCUUAUACCACAGUACACAGAACAUCUAAUCCAAGCCUAAUAAAAAAUGGAUUAAAAAGUGUGCUAUUUAACAAAGAUCAGUGUCUAAUAUGGCUGUUUCCUGUCAGGAGAUGUUCAUUUAACGUUUAUGGAAGGAGCCUCCAGUGUCAGCGCUUUGUAACAGUCAGUUCAUGAGAAAGUCAUCAGGACAGAGGAGUUUAUCUUUCUCUAACAUGACAAACUGCUUUUUUUUCUUAUUAAGGUCUGAAGAAAGAGGAGAAAAGAGUGGCCGGUGAGGGAACAACUGUUUGUAGCUGCUAUAACGUCUUGUGGAACUAGCUUGUUUCAUGGACAUUCCACAACAUUCAAUUGAACUAGAAACGGAUUAAAAGUGACAGUAACUCUGCAUGCCAACUAGCAGUUCAGUGAGAUAGUGUUAUAAAAAUAAUGCAGAUAGAUUAUAUGAUCCACCAGGUACAACGAGGUACAGGAAAACUGGCAUCACUGAAGGCUUUUUUGUUUAAGCUGUACGAAAAUAGUUUAACAUGCAAAAGAGAGAGAAAAUGAACCAUUUGAUAUGAAAAUCAGCUACUUAUAAUAGUGCACAGCAGCGAAGACUUUGAGUGUUGACGUACUGACAAUUUAUAGACAAUUGUAUUUUUUUUUUUUUUCACAUUUAUUAAUGAUAUGCAGCUGCACUACUGUCAGAGCUGUUGUUCUAGAAAAUGAAUCAGCACCUUCUGACCUGUCAGAUUGGAGGAUUUAACAUCACUGUGGUAUAAGUCACAAUAUCUGUAUCAUAUCGCCCAAUUCCAGUGCCAAAUGUUAAAAAACGCAAAAUGCUAAGGACAGUGUUGUAUUUUGAGGUGCAACUGUGAAACUGUAGCUUGCGUAGAGAACGGUAUUAACACACCACAUAAUGAUAAAUGUUCACGUAUCCACUUAUAACCGAUCCGUGUCACGUGAAGGAUGAGAGAGAGAGAGCAGGAUCUUUACGGUUUUCUACGACCACAAGCUUCAAUGUGUGUGUUUUUGUUUUUGUUUUUUUUUUUCCCCUCACCCAAAUGUGAGAUGAUGUGAGCUUUGGUAUAAAAUGUCACGGACACUCCUUCCUGUGUCGAGAGAAGAAGCCUUAACUGUUGUAGUUCACUUGAAAGUUGACUUAAUUUCAUGCCAGUUAAUAGAAAUGAAGGCUGAUGUUUUUCCACGAGUCCCCCUUUUCCAUGGAGGCUUUACACCACACUUUUUUUUUUUUUUUUUUUUUAAAUAUAUAUUUUGUUGUUUUUGCCUACAGUAUUGAGUCGGUUUUGUUGUAUUAAAUCAUUUAAAUGAUUUUGGUUUCAUUUCUCAUCUACUGUCUGUCUGUUUUGUGUAUGUGUGAAUGUGUUUUAUAAACUACUUCCCGAAUCAAA